Messenger RNA from Miscanthus lutarioriparius, 2100 nucleotides. NCBI's taxonomy places the organism in Eukaryota, Viridiplantae, Streptophyta, Magnoliopsida, Poales, Poaceae. The record is from the annotation of a GenBank genome assembly.
AUGGCGACGGAGACGGAGACCUUCGCCUUUCAGGCUGAGAUCAACCAGCUGCUCUCCCUCAUCAUCAACACCUUCUACUCCAACAAGGAGAUUUUCCUCCGCGAGCUCAUCUCCAACUCAUCCGAUGCAUUGGACAAGAUCAGGUUCGAGAGCCUCACUGACAAGAGCAAGCUCGAUGCGCAGCCUGAGCUGUUCAUCCACAUUGUCCCAGACAAGGCCUCGAACACCCUCUCCAUCAUCGACAGCGGCAUCGGCAUGACCAAGUCCGACCUCGUCAACAACCUCGGUACCAUCGCCAGGUCUGGGACCAAGGAGUUCAUGGAAGCCCUUGCUGCCGGCGCUGAUGUGUCCAUGAUUGGCCAGUUCGGUGUCGGUUUCUACUCUGCCUACCUCGUCGCCGAGAGAGUCGUCGUGACCACCAAGCAUAACGAUGACGAGCAGUACGUGUGGGAAUCCCAGGCGGGCGGGUCGUUCACGGUUACCCGUGACACGUCCGGGGAGCAGCUUGGCAGGGGUACUAAGAUCACACUGUUCCUAAAGGACGAUCAGCUGGAAUACCUUGAGGAGCGUCGCCUCAAGGAUCUGGUCAAGAAGCACUCUGAGUUCAUCAGUUACCCCAUCUCCCUGUGGACUGAGAAAACAACUGAGAAGGAAAUUUCUGAUGAUGAAGAUGAGGAAGAGAAGAAAGACACUGAGGAGGGCAAGGUUGAGGAUGUUGACGAGGAGAAGGAAGAGAAGGAAAAAAAGAAAAAGAAGAUCAAGGAGGUUUCUCAUGAGUGGUCGUUGGUCAACAAGCAGAAGCCCAUCUGGAUGAGGAAGCCAGAAGAGAUCACGAAGGAAGAAUAUGCAGCCUUCUACAAGAGCUUGACAAAUGACUGGGAGGAGCAUCUGGCUGUGAAGCACUUCUCUGUGGAGGGUCAGCUGGAGUUCAAGGCUGUUCUCUUUGUUCCUAAGAGGGCCCCCUUUGAUCUCUUUGACACCAAAAAGAAGCAAAACAACAUCAAGCUCUAUGUGCGUCGGGUGUUCAUCAUGGACAACUGUGAGGAGCUGAUCCCUGAGUGGCUGAGCUUUGUUAAGGGUAUUGUUGACUCUGAGGACCUUCCCCUCAAUAUCUCUCGUGAGACUCUUCAGCAGAACAAGAUCCUGAAGGUGAUCCGGAAGAACCUCGUGAAGAAGUGUGUUGAGCUCUUCUUUGAGAUUGCGGAGAACAAGGAGGACUACAACAAGUUUUAUGAGGCUUUCUCCAAGAACCUCAAGCUUGGCAUCCAUGAGGACUCGCAGAACAGGAGCAAGAUUGCUGAGCUUCUGAGAUACCACUCCACCAAGAGCGGUGAUGAGCUGACCAGCCUCAAGGACUAUGUGACCAGGAUGAAGGAGGGACAGAACGACAUCUACUAUAUCACUGGCGAGAGCAAGAAGGCAGUGGAGAACUCCCCCUUCCUGGAGAAGCUGAAGAAGAGGGGCUAUGAGGUCCUGUACAUGGUUGACGCUAUUGACGAGUAUGCUGUUGGUCAGCUCAAGGAGUUUGAGGGAAAGAAGCUUGUCUCUGUCACAAAGGAGGGUCUGAAGCUUGAUGAGACCGAGGACGAGAAGAAGAGGAAGGAGGAGCUGAAGGAGAAGUUUGAGGGCCUGUGCAAGGUCAUCAAGGAGGUUCUGGGUGACAAGGUUGAGAAGGUGGUGGUGUCUGACCGCGUUGUGGACUCACCGUGCUGCCUUGUCACCGGUGAGUAUGGCUGGACUGCCAACAUGGAGAGGAUCAUGAAGGCACAGGCCCUGAGGGACUCGAGCAUGGCUGGCUACAUGUCGAGCAAAAAGACUAUGGAGAUUAACCCGGAGAACCCAAUCAUGGAUGAGCUCCGCAAGCGUGCCGAGGCUGACAAGAAUGACAAGUCAGUCAAGGAUCUCGUGAUGCUGCUGUUUGAGACUGCUCUCCUGACCUCUGGCUUCAGCCUGGAUGACCCCAACACCUUCGGCACCCGGAUCCACCGCAUGCUCAAGCUCGGUCUAAGCAUCGAUGAGGACGAGUCUGCUGAGGCUGAAGCUGAGAUGCCUCCGCUGGAGGACGACGCCGGUGAAAGCAAGAUGGAGGAGGUCGACUAA